AUGAUUUUUCUGCUGUGGCUCUGCUGGGGAUUCUCUCUCACCUCUGGGCAGCAGGACUCAGAGCUCCUAGCUAGGUAUCUGGAAGAGACGUUGAUGGUGGAUUCUAACUUCCCCGACCAUGUGGCGCGCAGAGUCCCAAGACAAGGCCGAUUUCUGCAGAGGCUGGAGACCAGGCCAAGGAUGGCUGAGUUCACAGUGAAAUCCACAAUCAUUUCCCGCUACGCCUUCACCACCGUUUCCUGCAACAUGGUGAACAGCGGGUCUGAGGCCAAGGAAGGCACCUUUGAGAUGCAGAUCCCAGCUUCAGCCUUUAUCUCCAACUUCACCAUGAUCAUCGGAGACAGGAUUUACCACGGGGAAGUCACUGCAAAAGUAAAGAAAACCAGCAAUGAGGACAAAGAGAGGGACAAUAAACAUUCUAGUCCCACAGAUGGUGGGGAGAAUGGAAUGGAGACUUUCAAAGCCUCUGGCACUAUUCCACGCAAGACCCAUGCCAUCUUCACGCUGCAUUAUGAAGAGCUCUUGCAAAGGCGCCUGGGAAAGUAUGAGUAUACUGUCAGCAUCCGGCCCCAGCAGCUCGUGGGCAGGUUACGCGUGGAGGUGAACAUCCUAGAGAACUCGGGCAUCAGUUCUCUGGAGGUGCUGCCGCUCCAAAACAGCAAGCAGAGAGGCAUCAAGAAAGUCAUAGAUGACAUCUCCCCGCCUCCAUCUACCGUGAUCGGCCAGACGAAAACGUUAGCCAAAGUGACCUUCAGUCCCAGUGUUGUACAACAAACCCAGAUUGCCCGCAAUGGCAUUCUGGGGGAUUUUAUCAUUCGAUAUGAUGUCAACAGGGAGCUGAGUGUUGGGGAUGUGCAGAUCCUGAACGGAUACUUCGUGCAUUACUUCGCCCCCCAGGAUCUCCCGCCGCUGCCGAAGAACGUUGUGUUCGUGCUGGACAGCAGUGCCUCCAUGGUGGGAGCAAAGCUCAGACAGACCAAAGAUGCUCUCUUCACCAUUCUCAAGGACCUAAGGCCAGAGGACCACUUCAAUAUUAUUGGUUUUGCUAACCGAAUCAAGGUCUGGCAACAGGACCGUCUGGUGCCAGUGACUCCAAACAACAUAAGAGACGCCAAGAAGUACAUCCAUAACAUAUCACCUACUGGAGGUACUAAUAUUAACGAGGCUGUCCAGACGAGCGCCAAGCUGCUUAACAAUUACAUCGCUCAGAACGACAUUGACGCCAGGAGUGUCUCCCUGAUCAUCUUCCUGACAGACGGGCGGCCCACGGUCGGGGAGAUGCAGUCCUCCAAGAUCCUCAGCAACACCAAGGAGGCUAUCCGUGAGAAGUUCUGCCUUUUCACCAUUGGCAUUGGCAACGACGUCGACUACAAGCUUCUGGAGAGGAUGUCCCUGGAGAAUUGCGGCAUGAUGCGGCGGGUCCAGGAGGAGGAGGACGCAGCCGCACAACUAAAAGGGUUCUAUGACGAGAUAGGGACGCCCCUUCUCUCCGACAUCCGGGUUGAUUAUCCCAAAGACAGCGUGGAGCAGGUCACUCAGAACCUCUUCCCCAACUACUUCAAUGGGUCUGAAAUUGUCAUUGCUGGGAAGCUCAUCGAACGCAACUCGGGCAAGCUCCACGUGGAGGUGACGGCCAGCAACGCCAACAAGUACAUUCUCCUGAAAACCGACGUGGCCAUAGACGUCCCAAGCAAGAAUGACAUCAGGGGCUCUCCUGGCAUGGAGGAUGGCAAGGAGACUCAGAAUUAUGCUGAAAGGGCAUGGAGCUAUCUCACCAUCAAGGAGCUGCUGACUUCCUGGCUGAAGAGCGAUGACAGUGAGGAGAGGGAACACUUGAUGGAUAAAGCCAAGUCAUUGGCCCUGACCUACAACUUCAUCACCCCCUUCACCUCCCUGAAGAUGAAGGAGUUACAGGCAGACCUGCCUAAGGAGGGUCAUGCCAGUCCUUCUACUGAGGGCACUGGGGAAAGAGUGCAGAGUUUGCAAGGACACAAAGCACCACCAGGUGUACCCAAGCAACCAGACAAACAAAGAAUUAAAAUAUCCAGAACAUCAGCGGAUGGAGACCCUCACUUUGUCAUUGAUUUCCCCUCCAGCAAGCUAGCUGUCUGCUUCAAUAUUGACGGGCAACCAGGGGACAUUCUCAGACUGGUCUCCGAUCAUAAUGAGUCUGGCGUAACUGUGAACGGGCAGUUAAUUGGAGCCCCGGCUCCUCCCAACGGCCACAAGAAACAACGGACCUACUUCAGCACCAUCACAAUCCUCAGCAACAAGCCAAAGCGAUCCUACGUCGAGAUCACACCCACCAAGGUCAUCCUGGAUGAUGGGGAAAGAUUCAUUUUGCCAUGUGACCGGAGUGCCACGGUGGGGAGCAGCGGCCUUGAGGUGUCUAUCUUGGCCAAUUCCAAUGUCACCGUGGCAAUACAAGGCACCAUCAGCUUCGUCAUCCUGAUCCACCAGUACAAGAAUCCUGCCCCCUACCAGAGGAAUCACCUGGGAUUCUACAUUUCCAACAGUAAAGGGCUCUCCCCUCAAUCCCAUGGACUGCUAGGUCAGUUCUUGUACCAUGAAGUCAAACUUACCCAGGACCCUCUGGGUGGAAGUCCCCAGCUGGUCAGUCAGAACUCAACUGAAGAGCCGAACCCGAGACCAGUGAACAUGUUAAAGGUAAAAGGUAGGCUGGUUCCUGUCGUGUGGAAGCAGAGAAAGAUCUACAACGGCGAGCAGGAGGUCGAUUGCUGGUUUGCCAAGAACAAUGCAGACAAACUGAUUGAUGGAGACUAUAAGGAUUAUCUUGCUGCUCAUCCCUUCGACACAGGAACCAGCUUCGGGAUGGCUAACAGACUUUAA
This is a messenger RNA of Emys orbicularis (European pond turtle), 2850 nucleotides long. It is a transcript of the gene ITIH5, whose product is annotated as inter-alpha-trypsin inhibitor heavy chain 5. The record is from RefSeq and is a predicted model, not a curated record. The coding region runs from base 1 to 2850 and encodes 949 amino acids. NCBI's taxonomy places the organism in Eukaryota, Metazoa, Chordata, Testudines, Emydidae. Gene Ontology annotation, biological process: hyaluronan metabolic process. Gene Ontology annotation, molecular function: serine-type endopeptidase inhibitor activity. The transcript is spliced from 14 exons.